Marchantia polymorpha subsp. ruderalis is the source of this 2147-nucleotide messenger RNA. NCBI's taxonomy places the organism in Eukaryota, Viridiplantae, Streptophyta, Marchantiopsida, Marchantiales, Marchantiaceae. The record is from the annotation of a GenBank genome assembly.
GGAAUCAGAGUGUGGCUUGAUUUCCUCUGAUACAACGAAAUUGGAGUCUGGGAGAGUGUAGAAAUGCGCUAGCUGUAUGCUGCUGGUUGUAGCGGGGACAGACAUUGCACCGACCUUAGCACCGCGGUUUCGAUUUGCGCUGAAUUUCUCGAAUUCGUGUCACCAAUUGUCGUCAGAGAUUCUAUGACAAUGCUGAUUUCUUCUGCACUGCAGACAGCCAUAUGUCAUACCGCAUUCAUAUAUGCCCAAGAUAGAAGAACAUCAUUCGUUCAUAAGGGCGUUUUGCAGCUGUCUGCUCGUGCCCGGAGGUGGCGACGAGGUGAAAAUUCACCACCUGGUGGACUCUUGUGCCGCUCGAAAGUAGCCUCCCAUCAUCUUCGUGUCGGAGAAUUCAUAUAUGGAAUCAAAGCAGGGUUGACAAUGUCUGACGGGGAAGUGGCUGCUGAGGAAAGCGAGCUGUAUAUGGGAUUUGAUUUUGGGACGUCAGGCGCCAGGGUAAUGGUCAUCGAUGGAGAAGGAGAAAUCUGUGCUGAUGGGAAGCAGUUAUACCCAGUAGGCUGUUCACGAAACAGAGUGGGCCAGCAUGUGGAAGGAUACAUUGUUCACCCUGAUCGACGCUGUACCGGCUCAAGUGAGGUCUCGAGUAGUCGCAAUAUCUCUUGAUGGCACUUCCUCUACAACGAUGGUAAUUGACAGGAAAACAGGGCAACCUGUGACACGACCUGUUCUUUACAACGAAAGCCGUCCACAAGCCCUGGCGACAGUGGAGGCCAUCGCUCCAGCCAAACACACUGUCUUGACGGGAACAUCAACUCUGUGCAAACUUGUUGCAUGGUGGAUGUCAGAAGGUUCCAAACUACAAACAGAAGUGGUCAUGAUGCACCAAGCGGACUGGUUACUCUCGCUUCUUCAUGGCAAACUCGGCAUAACAGAUUACAACAACGCUCUCAAGGUUGGUUAUGACCCGGAGUUGGAGGAGUAUCCAGCAUGGCUCACGUCACAACCGUACGCUUCCCUCCUUCCCCUGGUUAAGGAGCCAGGCUCUGCAAUAGGUCUUGUUGGCCAAGACAUCGCUUCAACUUACGGUCUACGAGAGGACUGCCAAGUCUACACGGGAACAACUGACAGUAUCGCAGCUUUUCUUGCAGCCCGAGUUACAGAGCCUGGUGAAGCUGUAACAUCGUUGGGCUCUACGUUAGCUGUGAAACUGUUGAGCACAAGUAGAGUAGAUGAUUCGCGAUAUGGCAUAUACAGCCAUAGACUAGGAGACAAAUGGCUUGUUGGUGGAGCCUCGAACACAGGUGGAGCGGUUUUGCGACAGUUAUUUUCAAACGAGCAGCUUCAAGAGCUCAGUGCACAAAUCGAUCCAUCUAAGCCAUCACCGUUAGACUACUAUCCUCUUCCUAAAGUUGGAGAGCGCUUUCCUGAAGCCGACCCUAACAAAGAACCCAGAUUGUCUCCUAGACCAGACAGUGAUGUAGAGUUUUUGCACGGAGUUUUGGAAUCCAUCGCGCGUAUUGAGGGACGUGCGUAUGCAGCGCUUGAUGAGCUAGGAGCGACACCUUUGAAGGCAGUUAAAACAGCUGGCGGAGGAGCACAGAACGUGGUGUGGCAGAGGAUCCGAGAACGUGUGCUGGGGGUACCAGUUUCCGCCUCAACGCAAACCGAAGCUGCAUAUGGAGCUGCUCUUCUUGCCUUCUACGGUUGUAAAGGCCUAAUCCGAACUUCUCAAAAGUCCUACAGUACUGCAUCUUGAGGCGAUCUAUGGAUAUCUCUGUUCACGAGAACCUCCUCUCAUAACUCGUCGUGGACCGACUUUGAAGUCACUUACUACAUUGUCAAGAGGUUGUGAAGUAGGCGCUGAGAAAUCCUUCAGGCGAUGGAAAGUUAGUUCCGAUUCCCGGAGAAAAGCUAGCCAGUUGGGCCAUAUAAUCCACUAGAACUAAGAGAUUAUUUGUUGCUUUAUUUAUACAGUGCAUGACCAAAAGAGAGAUUUUUAAGAGUAAUUUGAGUUAGAAGGCUUGAAGACAUUGAAGGCAUGUACCGUAUGAAGGCUCGUCAAUGGGGGAUGAUCAUGUUGCUACAUGAUAUAUUGUAAGAAUCCUGUAUUCUGAUUCUUUCUUGCUAAGUAAAUUUAUCUUUCCAAU